CAAGCAUUUAGCAAGAGAAAACUCAAAACUAGCUAGCAGCUGUAGACGCCCAAAAACACGAUCGAUCCAAGGCCUCCAAGACGUACUGAACAUGGCGAAGGCGAUGAAUAAACCUGUGCCUGCACUUUCACGGCCACCACCGGCACCCGGUCCCUAUGAUGAUCGAUGCCCAGGCCCAGCGUAUCCUGCGCCGCCGGAGUCCGGGAAAAAGGCGCCGUCGCCGUCUGCAGCAGGCAAAGGGUUGAACGCUUCCGUGCCCACCCGCGGGAACAAACCUGAUGAAGCUCGUGGUGGGGGUCAGACCAAAAAGCGAUAGCGCGCAUAUCUAAGUGGUGAUGCAUGCAUGAUCGUCUACGCAUGCAUAGGCCUUGGCCAAGAAAACCAUCACACGGUUCAAUUCGUCUGUCAAUUACUACCGCGUAUUAUAUAUUCCCUGUUGAGAAAAUUUAUGUGUGUAUGAAGUGUGUAACCAGCAAAAGUAGAUCACAGACGUAGCUACAAAUUCCAAUCAAGUAGGAGUAUUUCAUUUGUUCAUGUAUGUUAAUAUUUUUCUAUAACACAUAUGUACAUAUAACAUGUAAAUAUAUGAAUUGUUCAAUUGUAUUGAAUAAAUAUUCGAUCUAUCCGGUGUUUAUUUUCUUACUCAACACGCAUGCGCGUUAACGAACUUCAGUCCAAAGACGCAUGCAGUGCUUGGAUACUUCCAACUGAAUACGUACG
Brachypodium distachyon (stiff brome) is the source of this 720-nucleotide messenger RNA. RefSeq names its product translation initiation factor IF-2-like. The transcript has 4 exons. Lineage: Eukaryota; Viridiplantae; Streptophyta; Magnoliopsida; Poales; Poaceae. The record is from RefSeq and is a predicted model, not a curated record. The coding region runs from base 92 to 316 and encodes 74 amino acids.